Messenger RNA from Pantherophis guttatus, 1128 nucleotides. RefSeq names its product fetuin-B-like. The record is from RefSeq and is a predicted model, not a curated record. NCBI's taxonomy places the organism in Eukaryota, Metazoa, Chordata, Lepidosauria, Squamata, Colubridae. Gene Ontology annotation, biological process: negative regulation of endopeptidase activity; binding of sperm to zona pellucida. Gene Ontology annotation, cellular component: extracellular region. Gene Ontology annotation, molecular function: metalloendopeptidase inhibitor activity; cysteine-type endopeptidase inhibitor activity.
GAACCUGGCUCUUCUCAGCAUAGUUCCAGUUUCUGCCUUCCCUGAUCAUGCAAAAAUGUCCAAAAUGGUUCUUUAUAUUUCAUUCUUAAUUGGGAUACAGAUAGUUCAUACGUUGGCUGCCUCGACAGCUUCCUUUGUUUACCCGUCUUGCAAUUCUUUGGUGGUAAAGGAUGCUGCAGAAGUGGCCCUUAACAAAAUCAAUUCCAAUCGGAAAAAAGGCUAUGUUCUUGGCCUCCAGCGUAUUUUCGAUGUCCAUGAACUACCCCAGAAAAAUGGUGAUUCUCUUUUCUACCUCACCUUGGACGUCUUAGAAACCGAAUGCCAUAUCCAAAGCGGGAAAAAGUGGAAAGAAUGCAAAUUUAGAAGUGAACAGGGAACAAUGUAUGGCCAAUGCAAAGCAGUAAUUCAGUACAACGGGAAGUCAAAGAGUUCGUUCGUUUACAGUCAUGGCUGCACUUUACGCUCGUUUUCUAGUUCUGUUAUUACACGCCUUUGCCCCGACUGUCCACGACCCGGAAAUCCUUCCGAAGACAGUUUUCAGGAGGUAGCAAAAAAGACCCUGGCCAAAUUCAAUGCUGAAAGUGGCCGCAAUUAUUAUUUUGGCCUUGUCGAUGUCACCAAAGGACAGUCACAGUGGGUUGUAGGUCCUUCCUACUUCGUAGAAUACACCAUCCGGGAGACUUCCUGUCGCAAAAGUCCACCUGUGUCUGACAUCACUCGGUGCCCUCUCCUCCCAUCUGAAGCUGCAGAGAGAGGUCUAUGCAAAGGCUCUGUGAUAAACAGAGGGAAGCCAUUUCAGGAAACUGUCGAAGUAAAAUGCAAUUUAUUCCCACGUCCGAAACCCCAAUCUCCUUACUCAUUCAGGCAAAUCGUGCAAACCAUCCCUCCUUUCCCCAAAGGAUUUUCAAGAUCAUCUAAAUGCCCAGGAGACGUCGCAAUAGAUGUCCAAGGCCUUCAACUCCCCACCAAGGGAUAAAAGCCCUUGAACAAAGAGUGAUGUAUAACACUGAAAGCUUAAUUCAGAGGAAACCUUCCCCUCCCUCCCUCCCUCCCUUCCCUCCUUCAUCAGAAAUUACAAAGAACAGCAACUACUUUUCUGCUCAAGGAAAUAUUAAAAAUAUUCAAUAA